Molecule: messenger RNA, 1316 nt
Organism: Bemisia tabaci
Lineage: Eukaryota; Metazoa; Arthropoda; Insecta; Hemiptera; Aleyrodidae
Product: myosin regulatory light chain B, smooth adductor muscle
Molecular function (GO): calcium ion binding
Source: RefSeq, a predicted model, not a curated record
GUCUUCGGGGUCUCAUGUAAUUUGCAGAUUCAAGUUAGUUCGUGCUACGAUCCAUUCCAGUCUUUACGUACUAGUGCAUUUUUAAAAAUGGUCAAAGUGACCGAUCACAAGUAAAAAUAAAUACAAAUAUCAAGUUCCAAAUUUGGUCAGCAGUUCGUUUGUAGUUGGUUGAGUGGUAAAAAAAAUUGGUGGUUCAUAGUUAAAAAGGAAAUAAAAUGUUAGUGUUGUAGAAAUCUUUGGUGAUGGUCGAUCUAUAAUUUAUUAGACCUCAAAAUGCAGGUGAAAUUUCAAAAAGACAUCACUCAUCUAGCAAAGAUGGGACAAUAGAAAAUAAACUUCAAGCUAGGACAUAGACUGCAGAUAAAUGGAGGAGGAGUCGGAGAAGAAAAAGGUGAAAGGCCGUUUCAAGGCGGUCGCACAAAUUGAAGAGCCGGAAGUAGAGAUUACAGAAGAGCCAAAGCCUGUCCGACUAGGCAAGUUUCAAGCAAUUGUGCAAGUCGGUGAUGAGGAAGAGGAUGAACCGGAAGUGGAGGAAACCAAAGUUGUCGUUCGCCGACCAAUGUUUACCGCUACAGUGGAGGCUGAUUGUGAAGAGGAGGAGGAAGAAAGAGAAGAGGAGGAACCUGUCGCGCAAUUUCAAUGUCGAAUUGCUCCAGCCAAAAGCAGGGAGAAAAGUCCUGAGGAUGAACCGGAGGACUGGGACUUCAAGUUGCAACAAUUGAAAGAGGCAUUCUUCAUGUUUGACUUCAAUCAAGAUGGUGUUAUUGAUCGACAAGAUCUAAAAAUGACUAUGGCUGCUUUAGGCCAAGAUGCUGAUUCUGAGGAGAUAGACAAAAUGAUGGAAGAGGCAAACGAGCCCCUGACCUUUGAUUCAUUUGUUACACUCUUUGGUCAGAAGAAGCUAGACUUGGAUGGAGAAGAUGUCCUUCGGGAGGCAUUAUCUAAAUGGGAUACUGAUAAUUCUGGAUUGAUUUCAAUGGCUCAAUUGCAACAAGAUUUGAUGACUUGGGGUGACAAGUUUACAGCACGCGAGGUAGAGUUAGCUUUGGAGGAGGCGCCAAUAAUAGAACCAGGUGGAUCAGAUCUACCAGUUGCAGAACCCAUGAUGGAUUACAUAAAAUUUUGUACACAACUAAGCACUCUACGAGACAAAAAACAGUAACUGAGGCGUAGACAAAAUCAAUGCACCAGUUCUUUGCAAGUUUUAUUCGUUCUUAAAAUCAAACAUGAAAACAUGCAUCAAAAGAAAAUUUUCUUGGAUAUGAUUUUCUUAAGGAAAAAAUAAAAUUGAACAUUUUUGGAUUUGAAGGACCAUU